AUGACUAUGCUGAAUGAAAUUCGUCAGGAGAGAGACAAUUUCCGCGAGGUUACUACUCGGUAUCACGCCGUCGUCAUAGAAAAGGACCUAGCCAUGAACGAUUUGUACCAGGCCCACAGAAUGACCGAGGAGGCAAACCAACUAGCCCGAGACUUCCAGAAGGACAUGACCUCCCUGCAGCGGAAAGUCAAUGGCCUUGAGAUACAGUCAAUGAAAGACUCACGGCUGUCACCGAUCGAGGAGGAACGCACGCUUAGACGUUCAAAAGAGAAAUCAGUUAAGUCCUCCAGAAUAGAACAGAAAUUCAAGGCCAACAGCGAUCAUUACCUUACCGAGGACUCCAAGAUAACCUACGUAGUCUCACAACUCGGCGGUAAGGCUGCACAACAUACGAUGCAUAGAAGACUUCGAAACUCCACCAACCCGUACCAGUCUUUCACUGAGAUCAUGGACGAGUUGGCCGAUAUCUACGAGAACUCAGACCGACGUAGUAAUGCAUUGCGUGACAUACAUGCUCUACAGCAAAGGACCCGACCCUUCAUCGACUUCUAUUUAAACUUCAUUCGACUAGCUACCGUCCUUAACCUUGACGAAACCGUUAUGAUAGAGUAUUACCUUCCAAACAAAUUGAGGAGCAACCUGAGGGAGUCAUGGGACACCGUAGGGGGUUUUACCACCUUGAAGGCUGUAAAGGAAUACCUUCGGAAACUGAAUAACUUAUACCGUGCUAGAUACAAAGAUAUAGAGUCUACGAAGGCUACUGUCAAGUCAACUAUAAUACGAACCACGGCUAAUGCACGCCUUAUAUCUGUUACUGGGGUUAUAACCACUACACCCCUGAGUGUUAAGACCGAUCUAAAGCCAAGGGAACCUAUGUGCUAUAAUUGCGGUAAGAAAGGCUACUAUCGAAGUAUCUAUAUAAUAACUACCCAGACCGAGGCCGGUAAAAAGGCCUUCGAGGAAGUACGACUCCACGCGAUGGAAAUAGACGAAGAAUUCGAAAUCGACAACGUCGACACCACGGGUAGCGACGGUUCUUCUUCAGAUUCGGGAAACGAAUAG
Molecule: messenger RNA, 1062 nt
Organism: Letharia columbiana
Lineage: Eukaryota; Fungi; Ascomycota; Lecanoromycetes; Lecanorales; Parmeliaceae
Exons: 2
Coding region: 1-1062 (353 amino acids)
Source: RefSeq, a predicted model, not a curated record